AUGAAAGUUCAAGGUAUUUUUACAGAAAUCUCUUCGAUUUGUGUAUCACUUCGGCAAGCCACCAAACAAUGUGAUCGCAACUCGAUCUCGAUUAGUUUUGUACCGGCGAGUUAUGACGACCAAUCGAUUAAAAAUUUCCUCACCAAUUGUCGGGAUGGUAACUAUAGCACAUUAAAUAAUAUUAAUAAAUUAGAAUUCCAAUAUCACGAUCAAAUAUCUAUCUGGUGGUAUACUUCCGGAACCUUUCUAUAUUCUAUGCUCAAUCGAGCAUUGCGCACGGUGGAAAUCGAUACCAUUAUUAAAACGGGCAUCUUCGUUCAUGAUCUUCAUCACCACAUCGAACAGCUGCACCAGGAGCAGUUUAGUGGUCAGGAGAAACCACAGUUUACUGAUUAUCGUAGUCAAUGCUUGCCUAAGGUUGACUUUGAGAAAUUACUCAAAAGCAGAGAUGGACUUAUGUCGUUUAACAAUUUCUUGUCAACAAACCGUGAUCCAGACAUGGGUGUUUUCUACGCUACCACUAAUAUAACUAAUUAUAAUGUCAUAACCAUUCUCUUGGAGAAAACUGUUGAUCCACCAAAUCCAUCGAUGCCAUUUGCCAGUGUUGGUCACGUAAGCAUAUUUGGUUCAGAAAAUGAAAUACUCUUCUCAAUGCAUAACGUUUUUCGCAUUGAAAAUAUCGAACCAGUAGACAUUGAGAACAAUCGAAUGUGGAAAGUAGAACUAAAACUCACGAGUGAUGCAGAUCAGCAACUAAGCGCUCUCGCUAAACUGGUGCGAGAAGAAGCACAUCCAGGUUCAUCAAGUUGGCAUCGAAUGGGUGAAUUACUACUUUUACUCGUCUAG
Molecule: messenger RNA, 846 nt
Organism: Rotaria socialis
Lineage: Eukaryota; Metazoa; Rotifera; Eurotatoria; Philodinida; Philodinidae
Source: the annotation of a GenBank genome assembly